This is a messenger RNA of Pollicipes pollicipes, 3483 nucleotides long. Its product is annotated as exportin-7-like. The record is from RefSeq and is a predicted model, not a curated record. Gene Ontology annotation, cellular component: nuclear pore; cytoplasm. Lineage: Eukaryota; Metazoa; Arthropoda; Thecostraca; Pollicipedomorpha; Pollicipedidae. Gene Ontology annotation, molecular function: small GTPase binding; nuclear export signal receptor activity. Gene Ontology annotation, biological process: protein export from nucleus.
ACAGCCGAAAAUGGCGGACGAGGAGCAGCAAGUGCAGCAACUAGAGAUACUAUGUACACGGCUGUACGAAUCUACAGAUCCACUGCAGAGGGCAGAAGCAGAAAAAACACUGGUUCAGUUUCAAAAUGCUCCUGAUACUUUGAACAAAUGUCAGCUACUCCUUCAGAGAGCUGACUCUCCAUACUCACAGCUGCUUGCUGCCACAACCCUGACAAAGCUGGUGACCAGAAAUGUGCAGUCCAUCUCUCUUCAGCAAAGAAUUGACAUGAGGAACUACAUUUUAAACUAUCUGGCGACCCGGCCCAAGAUGGAGAACUUCGUGGUGCAGGCUCUCGUCACACUGUUCGGGCGUCUGACCAAGCUCGGCUGGUUCGAUGCCGCCAAGGACGACUUCGUGUUCAGAAACGUCAUCGAAGAUGUCUCCGUGUUUCUUCAGGGAUCGGUGGAGCACUGCAUGAUCGGCGUCCAGCUGCUCUCCCAGCUGACGGUCGAGAUGAACACGCUGACCGACCCGGACGCCAUCCGCUCCCUGAACCGGCACCGCAAGACGGCCGCCUCGUUCCGCGACACGUGCCUCUACGAGGUGUUCCAGCUCAGCUGCACCCUGCUCCGCACCGCGCUCGAGAACUGCAAGAACCUCGACUUCAGCGACUCGGCGCAGCACGGCCUGAUGACGCAGCUACUGCGGCUGUCGCAGAACUGCCUCAUGUUCGACUUCAUCGGCACGUCCACGGACGAGUCGUCGGACGACUUGUGCACGGUGCAGAUCCCCACUGCGUGGCGGCCGGCCUUCCGCGACGCCGCUACACUCAGGCUGUUCUUCGAUCUCUACGCCGCGCUGCCCUUCUCCCUGUCUUCGCUAGCGUUGUCGUGUUUAGUGCAAAUCGCUUCCGUGCGACGGUCGUUAUUCAAUAAUCAAGAGCGUGCAAAAUUUCUCAACCAUCUAGUACAAGGCGUCAAAAACGUCCUGCUUAACCCGCAGGGCCUGACGGACGCCAACAACUACCACGAGUUCUGCCGGCUAUUGGCGCGGCUUAAGUCCAACUACCAGCUGGGCGAGCUGGUCAUGGUGGACAACUACCCGGAGGUGAUCCGCGUGGUGGCCAAGUUCACUGUGGAGAGUCUGCAGAUGUGGCAGUUCGCGCCCAACAGCGUGCACUACCUGCUGAGCCUGUGGCAGCGCAUGGUGGCGUCGGUGCCGUACGUGAAGGCGUCGGAGCCGCACCUGCUGGACACCUACACGCCCGAGGUGACCAAGGCGUACAUCACCUCCCGGCUGGAGGCAGCCGCCGUUGUGGUCAGGGACGGCCUGGAGGACCCGCUGGACGACCUGGGCAUGGUGCAGCAGCAGCUGGACCAGAUCAGCACCAUCGCCCGCUGCGAGUACAAGAAGACCUGCCGCCUGCUGGUCAGCCUGUUCGACGAGACGGCGCAGGCCUACCAGCAGGCCCUCAACGUUUCCAACCGGCUGGAGAUCGCCAUCAAGGAGGGUCAGCUGACUCGGCUCGUGUACAUCAUCGGCUCGGCGGUGGGGGGUAGGGUCAGCUUCAACACCAACGACGAGCACGACAGCAUGGACGGCGAGCUCAUCUGCAGGGUACUUCAGCUGAUGAACCUGACCGACUCGCGGCUGAACCAGGGCGGCUGCGAGAAGCUCGAGCUGGCCACCAUCAGCUUCUUCGAACAGUUCAGGAAGAUAUACGUGGGGGAUCAGGUGCAGAAGACGGCCAAGGUGUACAGCCGCCUCUCCGAGGUGCUGGGUCUCAGCGACGAGGCCACUGUUCUCAGCGUGUUCAUGCGCAAAAUAAUCACGAACCUGAAGUACUGGGGCGGCAGCGAGCAGAUCACGUCACGGACGCUGAUGCUGCUGAACGACCUGUCGGUCGGCUACAGCAGCGUGCGCAAGCUAGUCAAGCUGGAGGAGGUGCAGUUCCUACUCAACAACCACACGAGUGACCACUUCCCGUUUCUGGGCGGCGGCGUGGCCGUCAAGGAGAUGAAAUGUCGCACCAUGUUCUACACGUCGCUGGGCCGGCUGCUAAUGGUGGAUCUGGGCGAGGACGACGACAAGUUCCAGACGUUCAUGCAGCCGUUAACGGCCGCCUGCGACGCCAUCGGCACGCUCAUGUCCAGCGAGGCCAACAUGUUCCAGGGCGAGGAGACCAAGAAGGCGCUGAUCGGGCUGGCGCGGGACCUGCGCGGCCUGGUGUUCGCCUUCAACACCAAGGCGUCGUACAUGAUGCUGUUCGACUGGAUCUACCCGGCGUACACGCCAAUCCUGCACCGGGCCGUCGAGCUGUGGUACACCGAGCCGCUGCUGACUACGCCCGUGCUGAAGCUGUUCGCCGAGCUGGUACAGAACCGCUCUCAGCGGCUCCAGUUCGACGUCAGCUCGCCGAACGGCAUCCUGCUCUUCCGCGAGAUGUCCAAGCUGCUCUGCACAUACGGGGAGAGAAUACUGACCAUUCCGGAGCUGUCCAAGGACCAAGUGUAUCCACUCCGGCUGAAGGGCAUCUGCAUCUGUUUCUCCAUGCUGAAGUCUGCGUUGUGCGGCAACUACGUGAACUUCGGCGGCUUCCGGCUGUACGGCGACGAGGCGCUGGACAACGCGUUGCGAACGUUUGUCAAGCUCCUCCUCUCCGUGCCGCACAGCGAUCUCCUGGACUACCCGAAGCUGUCGCAGUCCUACUACGUGCUGCUGGAGUGUCUGUGCCAGGACCACAUGGCGUUCCUCUCGUCGCUCGAGCCGCCGGUGUUCCUCUACAUCUUCGCGUCCAUCUCGGAGGGCCUGCAGGCGCUAGACACGAUGGUGUGCACCGGCUGCUGCGCCACGCUCGACCAUAUAGUCACCUUCACGUUCAAACAGCUGGCUCUCAAAGGCAAGAAGAAGUCUGCGCACAACGCCAGCGGCCAGGCCAUCCUGCAGAUUCUGGAGUUGCACCCGGAGAUCUUGCAGCGGCUGCUGGCCACCGUGCUCAACAUUAUCAUGUACGAGGACUGCCGCAACCAGUGGUCCAUGUCGCGACCGCUGCUGGGCCUCAUCCUGCUGAACGAGGAGUACUUCGCCAGCUUACGGGAGCAGAUGAUCGCGAGCUACCCUCCGGACCGCCAGACGGCGAUCCGGGCCGCCUUCGAUUCGCUGAUGGACGGCAUCGAGCGCAACCUGCUCACCAAAAACCGGGACAGGUUCACGCAGAACCUGACCACCUUCCGGCGGGACGUGAACGACCCGUCGAGGAGCCCGACGGGCCAGGGCGGCCCGGCCGGCCCCGGCUUCGGCGACUCGGCCAUGAUGACGUAGCGCCGCCGGUCGGCGUCGGCGGACGGCCGACGGCCGGGACCACGCCGCCACGGCCAGACAGUCUUUCCAGGCGGGGGCGGGCCGCGCCGCCGCCGCUGCUCGCCGCCCCUCUAGCGCCGCUCGCGUUUUGUACGGGUGCCGACCGCGGCGGCCCGCAGCGUGACCGGAAUCAAUACAUGUGA